Messenger RNA from Varanus komodoensis (Komodo dragon), 4176 nucleotides. RefSeq names its product ATP binding cassette subfamily C member 12 (gene ABCC12). Lineage: Eukaryota; Metazoa; Chordata; Lepidosauria; Squamata; Varanidae. Gene Ontology annotation, biological process: transmembrane transport. The coding region runs from base 1 to 4176 and encodes 1391 amino acids. The record is from RefSeq and is a predicted model, not a curated record. Gene Ontology annotation, molecular function: ATP binding; ATP hydrolysis activity; ABC-type transporter activity. Gene Ontology annotation, cellular component: membrane. The transcript is spliced from 29 exons.
AUGUCGAGAAACCUGGCUGAGGUCAGCGAACCAUGGUACCUUCAGACCAGCGUGAUGAUGGCCUCAGAGCAUUACCUGCAUCCUCUUGACCUUGAGCAAGGCGAUGAAAAGAGGACCUUCCACCAGAAAUAUUCCCCAAGCUUGAGGACCAUGAUCCCUGUCCGGCUGCAGGCGAGAUCUGCUGCAAAUCCAGUAGAUGAUGCCGGACUACUCUCGUUCGCCACGUUUUCUUGGAUUUCAUUCCUAAUGUUCCAAGGAUACCGGCACAACAUCAACGUGGCCACCUUGCCCCCUCUCUCUUAUCAUGAUAGUUCAGAACCAAAUGCCCAAAGAUUUAGGAUCCUCUGGGAAGCAGAGUUAGCCAAAGCUGGGCCAGAGAAGGCGUCUCUGGGCAAAGUGGUGUUCCAGUUUCAGCGGACAAGGAUCUUGGUGGACACACUCGCAAUCUUCACCUGGAUUAUUUUUGGCGCUUUAGGACCAACGGUGGUCAUCUACAGCAUCCUUCGGUACAAUGAGAGUGGCUCCACAGAUCUGGUCACAGGAAUCGGUCUCUGCAUAGCGCUUUUUUGCACAGAGUUUUCCAAAGUCAUGUUCUGGGCCUUGACUUGGGCCAUCAACUACCGCACUGCCAUCAGACUAAAAGUUGCCGUGUCAACCAUCGCUUACGAGAAACUGCUGGCCUUUAAGACGUUGACAUGCAUCUCCUUUGGCGAAGUGAUCAAUUUGGUAGCCAACGAUGGGUAUCGAAUGUUCGAAGCGGCCUUAUUUUGCCCUCUCCCCCUUGCCGUCCCUCUGCAGAUGACCAUCUGUACCAUCUAUUCCUGCCUCAUCCUAGGCCCAACAGCACUCAUUGGGAUGUUUGUUUAUAUUGUAUUCAUACCUGUGCAGAUGCUCAUGGCCAAGCUCACCUCCAUGUUCCGAAGAGCCGCCAUGGUGGUCACGGAUAAGCGCGUGCGCACCAUGAACGAGAUCUUAACGUGCAUCAAGCUGAUCAAAAUGUACGCUUGGGAGAAGUCCUUUGCGGAAGCCAUCAGAGGCAUCAGGAAAGCAGAGCAGAAAAUACUGAAAAAGGCGGGAUAUGUGCAAAGCGUGAACACUGCCCUUACGCCAAUCGUAUCCACCCUGGCGAUUGUCAUGACGGUCUCCUUCCACACCCUUUUAAAGAAUGAGCUAACAGCCUCUGCUGCCUUCAGCGUGAUCGCAAUGUUUAACGUCAUGAAGUUUUCUAUUGCCAUCUUCCCAUUCUCCGUGAAAGCAGCAGCAGAAGCCAACAUUUCUUUUAAAAGACUGAAGAAAAUCCUCACCAUGAAACCUCCUUCUGAAUAUGUCACGGCAUUGAAGGACCCCCCAAAUGCCGUGCUGCUGGAAGAUGCCACCUUGUCCUGGAGAGGUUCCUCCAGUGAACACAACAUCGGAAGUAACAAGGAGACCCUUCCCAAUGGGGAAAGCGUCUGCAAAUAUCAGUCGGUGCCAGAGACGGUUGCCUCUCUCUCUCAGGUGUCCGUCUCUGGGAAGCAGAGCAGUGGUUGCACAGGCCUGCGUGGCAUAAGCUUUACGGUACAGAAAGGCAAGGCUUUGGGAAUUUGCGGCCAUGUAGGAAGUGGAAAGAGCUCCGUCAUCGCAGCCAUAUUAGGGCAGAUGUGCCUGUACAAGGGGACGGUGGCUGUGGAUGGCACUCUGGCUUACGUCUCACAGCAGCCGUGGAUCUUCCAUGGGACGAUCAGAGAAAACAUCCUUUUUGGAGAUCCAUACGAAGAACAGAGGUACCAUCACGCGAUCCAAGUCUGCAGCCUGAAGACUGACAUCAAACGGCUUCCGUACGGCGAUCUGACUGAAGUAGGGGAACGGGGAAUCAACCUUUCCGGAGGCCAAAAGCAGCGAAUCAGCCUGGCCCGCGCUGUGUAUGCCAACAGGGAUAUUUAUUUAUUGGACGAUCCCUUAUCAGCAGUUGAUGCACAUGUCGGGAAGCGCAUUUUUGAAGACUGCAUCAAAGAAGCCUUGCGAGAGAAGACCAGGCUCCUCGUGACCCACCAGCUCCAGUAUUUAGAAUUUUGCGAUGAAAUCAUAUUGCUAGAAGAUGGAGAAAUAUGCGAGAGUGGUACCCACACAGAACUGGUGGAAGCAGAUGGGCGCUACGCACACCUCAUUCAAAACCUGCACAGGGUGGAGGCAACGCCUGCUUUUGGAAGAGCAAAGACCAUUUUGCCUGACUCUUUUCUCCUAUCCCCAGCUUUUAACCCAUCUGAGGAGACAGAUCAGGAAUCCAAGAAAGACCUCAGUGCAGGACGAGAGGCAGCUCCUGCAAGCCAACUUGUCCAAGAAGAAGAGAAGAAGGAAGGGGCUGUUACGUGGAAGACGUACCAUGCUUAUAUUACCGCAUCUGGAGGCUUCCUGUUGUGGUUCUUCAUCGUGCUUCUCUUUGCCCUCAUGGUUGGCUGUUCGGCCUUCAGCAACUGGUGGCUGAGUUUCUGGCUGAAGCAAGGUGCUGGGGUGAACUGCAGCUUUGCACAGAACACAACCUGCAGUGCGGGAAGCAUCCCUGAUCAUCCUCGGUUACAGUUCUACCAGCUGGUCUACAGCAUGGGCAUCAUUUCCAUGGUCAUGCUGAGCUUCGUCAAAGGCUUGGUCUUUACCAAGACGACCUUACGGGCUUCAUCUACUCUGCAUGACACCGUGUUUCACAAGAUCUUACAGAGCCCAAUGAGUUUCUUUGAUACGACUCCCACUGGCAGAGUAAUGAACCGGUUUUCUAAGGAUAUGGAUGAGUUGGACGUGAGGCUGCCAUUUCACGCUGAGAAUUUUCUGCAGCAGUUGUUCAUGGUGCUCGCCAUCCUCGUCAUCAUGGCCGUCGUGUUUCCUUCCCUCUUAAUCGUAGCAGCUCUCCUAACUGUGCUUUUCAUUCUGCUCUUUCAGGUUUUUCAGAACACCAUCCGAGGGCUCAAACGCAUUGAGAACAUCAGCAGGUCUCCGUGGUUUUCUCUGAUCACAUCUUCCAUCCAAGGCCUUAGCACAAUCCAUGCCUUCCAAAAGAAAGAAGACUAUAUCAAUCAGUUUAAAAUGCUGAAUGAUGAAAACUCCAGCCAUUUCAUGCUGUUUAACUAUGCACUGCGGUGGUUUGCCGUGCGGGCGGAUAUCCUGAUGAAUGCCAUGACCUUGAUCGUCGCUCUCUUUGUAGUCCUCAGCCCUUCAUCCAUCAGCGCCGCAGAAAAAGGCUUGGCUUUAUCUUACAUUAUCCAGCUAGGUGGACUUCUUCAGGUGUGUGUGAGAACAGGAACAGAGACGGAAGCCAGAUUUACUUCCGUCGAGCAAAUCACAGAGUACAUCACGACAUGCGUUCCUGAGACAUCGAAGGAUGCUGCGGUGGUCAGCCCGCCUGGGAGCUGGCCUGAUAAGGGUCAAAUCACAUUCCAGCAAUACUGGAUGAAGUACCGAGCAAGCAGCCCCAUGGUGCUCCGGGACAUAGAUGUGGUCAUCCACGGAAAAGAAAAAAUUGGGGUUGUGGGUCAGACGGGCUCAGGAAAAUCUUCCCUAGGGGUUGCCUUGUUUCGACUGGUGGAACCGGCCGCUGGCACUAUCCUAAUUGAUGGCAUCGAUAUCUGUACCAUUAGCUUGGAAUCCCUAAGAACGAAGCUGUCUGUCAUCCCUCAAGAUCCGGUUCUGUUUGUAGGUACAGUCAGGUACAACUUGGAUCCUUUUCACGACCACUCCGACGAUCAGCUCUGGCAAGCUCUGGACCGGACCUUCAUGAAGGGCACAGUUUCAAAACUGCCGGGAAAACUCGAAGCAGAGGUUGCUGAAAAUGGAGAAAAUUUCUCUGUAGGGGAACGACAGCUACUCUGCAUGGCGAGAGCACUGCUACGAAACUCAAAAAUUAUACUUCUUGAUGAGGCCACGGCCUCCAUUGAUUCCGAGACGGACUUACAGAUUCAGAGGACCAUAAAAGAAGCUUUUGUGGAUUGCACGGUCUUGACCAUUGCUCAUCGUAUAAAUACCAUCCAAGAGUGUGACCGUGUUCUGGUGAUGGACAGCGGAAAGGUAGCCGAAUUUGGCAAACCGGACGAGCUCGCUCAGAAUCCUGAUUCUGCAUUUGCAUUGCUUUUAGCUGCGACAAGCGAAGUCGUGUCAGAGGACAAGGAAAUAUUUGCGUCUGCUUUCAGUGCAGACCUUGGAAAAUGA